This is a messenger RNA of Rhagoletis zephyria (snowberry fruit fly), 1860 nucleotides long. Its product is annotated as protein phosphatase 19C. The record is from RefSeq and is a predicted model, not a curated record. Gene Ontology annotation, molecular function: protein serine/threonine phosphatase activity. NCBI's taxonomy places the organism in Eukaryota, Metazoa, Arthropoda, Insecta, Diptera, Tephritidae.
CUGGGCUGCCAUACCCUUUGUUUGCUUUUAAAAAUAAUUUCAAUUUCCUGUAACGAGACCAUAAUCGCAUUAGCUCAAAAUCAACGCUGUAUAUGCACCAAGCAUUCCUUGUAAUCUGGCUACACCUUUGUUAGCGAAUGAAGCCAACAAGCGCGGUGAUUUUUCUUCUUUGUGGACAGCAACUUUAAGUAAUUUUGGUACAUUUGCAAUUAAAAAACAUCUAGGAGUAUUAAAAAACAGAAAAUUGCUUAAAACUUUUGGAAAAUUGAACUGCGGUGGUUGCAUUUUCAGUAGAGGGAGCAGGCAGAUGAGAAACUUUACAUUCUGUAAAGCAAAUUUGGUGAAAAACGUGAAACAAUAGCCGCAAAAUAUAAUAAAAGAGAUGUUUCUUUGUAGAAGUUGCCAAAUUAGGACCAGCAUCUGUGCUGCCCUUCCUCCAACGACCGCAUGACUGCUGCACAACAUUGAGCGUCUGCCCCAUUCCUAUCCGUUUCCUACUCUUUGUAUGUACUAUAUAGAACCGCCAGCAAAAUCACCAUCAAAACUGCACGCAACUUCGAACACUCCUCCCCCGUGAGCAGAAGUAGCAGCAGCAACUGCGGUUAUAGCUUCAGCUCUGACAGCGCAGAAGCUGCAUCAGCGUCAGAUAACAUCAAUUCCGGCUCCGGAACCCAUAGCAUGACCGACUACAGCGACUUGGAUCGCCAGAUCGAGCAGUUGAAACGCUGUGAAAUCAUUAGAGAAAAUGAAGUAAAGGCGCUCUGUGCGAAAGCGCGUGAAAUUCUCGUGGAGGAAGGGAAUGUGCAGCGCGUCGACUCACCCGUUACAGUUUGUGGGGAUAUCCACGGUCAGUUCUAUGACUUAAAAGAAUUGUUUAAAGUUGGUGGCGAUGUGCCCGAAAAGAACUAUCUAUUCAUGGGCGAUUUCGUGGAUCGUGGCUACUACAGUGUGGAAACAUUUCUGCUGUUGCUGGCACUCAAAGUCCGCUACCCAGAUCGCAUCACCUUGAUACGCGGCAAUCACGAAUCUCGCCAAAUUACCCAAGUAUAUGGAUUCUAUGACGAAUGUUUGCGCAAAUAUGGAUCUACUGCCGUUUGGCGCUAUUGCACCGAAAUCUUUGACUAUCUCAGCCUCUCGGCUAUCAUUGACGGAAAGAUAUUCUGCGUGCAUGGAGGCCUAUCGCCAUCUAUACAGUAUUUGGACCAAAUAAGGACGAUUGAUCGCAAGCAAGAGGUACCUCACGACGGACCUAUGUGCGAUUUAUUAUGGAGUGACCCUGAAGAUCAGACGGGUUGGGGUGUAUCCCCACGAGGAGCUGGGUACUUAUUUGGAUCAGAUGUGGUUUCACAAUUUAAUCGAACUAACGACAUUGACAUGAUCUGCCGCGCCCAUCAAUUGGUCAUGGAAGGAUUCAAAUGGCAUUUUAAUGAGACUGUGCUGACUGUCUGGUCUGCGCCGAAUUAUUGUUAUAGAUGCGGAAAUGUGGCAGCUAUUUUAGAACUGAACGAGUACCUGCAUCGUGAUUUUGUUAUAUUUGAGGCCGCACCACAAGAGAGCAGGGGUAUACCGUCUAAAAAACCACAAGCAGAUUAUUUUCUCUAAAGGAAAAAUAGAAUCGGAUUUAUCAGACCGUAGGCGGUACUAAAGGUGACAUUUUGCCAAGUGAAUAACACAGAAAAAUGUAUAAACGAUAUUGCGAUGGAGAGAAUAUCAAACUUUUAGGGCUGUCUAGGAAAGAGUAGUAUCAUUUUUUUCGACUUUUACUUAGGCUAUUUUUUUUAGUUGUUUGUUUGCACGUUUUAUGUUAGAACGCAAAUCAUCGGUACAUAUCGUCGUUUAAAGUACAAAACCGCGUAUCAA